AUGGGUGAAUUGAGUAAUGGUGGCGGAAUGGUGAUGAUGAAUGAGGAUUAUUCCGGUGAGAAUGUUACUCAUUCAUUACUCAUUCAACAACGGAAUGGAUCACCGAUGCAAUCAUGCUCGGGAAAUGAGGAAGAACAAAUGGGUGAUGAAGAAAUGAUAAAGCGAAAUUUUAAAGAGCGAUCAGGACAAGAUAAGAAAAGUAAUCAAAGUCAAGAUUUGUUAAAACAACAAGUCAGCGAUUUAGCUAUACAAAUGACAUAUCUCUCUCAUCAGGUUACACUUUUGUUGAAUGCUCUUCAUGUGCCAUCUUGCCAAUGCGGUAUUUGUAAGCCAUAUUAUCAAACUCAGGUUGAAAUGUUCAAAUUAUUAAAAGAUGGUGCAUCAAUACAGUUAUCAUCUAAUAAAAUUAUUGAUGAUAAUAAUAAAUCAGCGAAUGUGGCACAAAAUGGUUUUAUCGAAAAACGUUCAAUGAAAACUGAGGUGCCGAAAACUUCGCCAUCAUCAAUGGGAGCAGUAACAGCAGGAAAUGUUCAAACAAUCUCAAAUGUGCCUUCAAUGAAUGAUUGUGAGGCAUUGCUAUCACAAAUUUUCACGCAAACUGGACUUCCGCUAAAUGGUGCUCAGGUUGCGGCAGCUGCAGCUGCCGCUACGGCGGGUUUACCCGCAGCAUUUGGCCUUGCUGCUGCUGUGGCUGGAACUUCAUUUACAAAACCGCUGAGUGGGAAUCCUUCAAAUAAAGUUCAUCAGAAUCACCAGAACGCAAACAGCAGCGGACGACGGUCGAAGUACUGUUCACCGGAAGAGAAGAAAGCAGUUGCGGAAUAUGCGGAAGCUCAUGGCCCUAGUGCAGCUGCUCGAAAAUUUGGUAUUCCAACUCCGGUUGCUGCCUAUUAUCAUCGGAAAGAAUAUAAACUGAAGCCAUCUCCAAUUGCACUUACACCUCAGAUAAUGCCUUCGGUAAAUGCUGGUUCCCCAGGUACAACCUCAGGUGAUGACCUCGAUAGCACGAAUGGUGACUGCCAAAAUGGCCCAGUUCUAAGUGCCGUGAAAUUUUCCAGUUCAAACGCUACUUCAAAGACCUCAGAACAGUACCCGAAACCAAAUCCGGCACACAGCACCGGUAGUCCGGGUUUCUUACGAGGACGUGGCCGAGGGCGUCCGAAGUUAAUUGGGGAUGAACUUGACGCUGAAUUGGUUGAUUACAUGGUUCAGAUUAAGCAGUCUGAUCCACGAGGACAUCUGACUGCAUCGCAAGCACUUGCAAUUGCUCGGGCUUACAUUAUGGAGAAGGCUCCUGGUCUCCUGGAAGAGCACGGAGGUCAUAUUAAACUGAAACUAACUUGGGCUAUGAAGUUAGUUGCUAGAAUCAGUGAACGACAAAAGGAAAUUGAAUUUGGUUUACCGGCAGGAACUAUCGCAAAUAUGACAAGUACAUUUUGUUCGGGUUAUAACUAUGGGACGAUGUCAAAUCCAAGUUUACCCGGUGGAAAUUUUAUGGCUGAUGUGGUCGCCCAAAAUCUUUUGAGUCAGCAAAUGACCCAGAUUAUGACUCAGGCAGUAUCAGGUAAUUAUUAUAUCUGUGAGCAAUUGAAGCAGAUCAUGAAUCAAUCAUCAUUAGGUUCAGCACCUGCAUCAGCUACACCACAAAUCCUGAACAUACGUGAAUUAGAAUUACCAAAACCUGAUGAUGGUGAUCUGAAAGGUGAAAUUGUUAAUGCUGUUGAAAAUGAUACAAAAGAAGAUAUGGAUGUUACAGAACAACAUUUUGAUACUGAUAUCGAAAAUCAGGCCGGUAAUGUUGGAAAUCAAACAGGUCAUAAGAAGACAUCUGCUCAGCAACAUUUCAUUCCAUCUAAUACUUUUUGA
Cercopithifilaria johnstoni is the source of this 1866-nucleotide messenger RNA. The record is from the annotation of a GenBank genome assembly. NCBI's taxonomy places the organism in Eukaryota, Metazoa, Nematoda, Chromadorea, Rhabditida, Onchocercidae.